AUGAUAAUCUAUGGUCCAAACAACACUCAGUACGAUGAGGAUCUUGGUCCAAUAAUGAUCAACGAUUGGUAUCAUGAGUAUUACGAGACUGUCAUCGACGCCCUCUUCGCUCCACUUCCUGCCGCGAAUAUCCCCAUGAGCGACAAUAACUUAAUCAACGGCAAGAACAGCUUCGACUGCUCUCAGACCAAUCUGCCAUGCAAGGCCGAUGCUCCUAUGGCCAGCUUCAACUUUACCAGUGGCAAAACAUAUCGAAUGCGUUUCAUCAACCCAGGCUCUGCCGCCACCCAGAAGAUCUCAAUCGAUAACCACAAGUUCACAGUCUUUGCCAAUGACUUCGUCGAGAUUGAGCCAUACGAGACGGAUGUGCUUACUCUUGCUGUUGGUCAGCGGACAGAUGUUCUCGUUAAGGCGACCGGAACCCUUGGAGAUGCUGCCUGGCUGCGCGGCUUCAAGCCUCAAGCCUGUUGGCCCUCCCACGGCGGAGAUGAGGUCAAAGCUGCGAUCUUCUACCAGGGUGCCGAUCAGACCAAGCCUCCUACCACAUCAGCGGGCCCCAAUGCUUACAAUCAGUACUGCGGCAACGAUCCACUUUCACAGACCGUACCCGCCAUGAAGCUUGAUCCAGGUAAACCCACAAGCAGUGAAGUGAUCCCACUAGAAUUCAAACCCAACGGCACAAAUAUCCUCUGGUACAUGGCCAACCGCACUUUCAGAGUCAACUACAAUGAUCCCAUGCUUCUGGAGGCUAAGCUCGGCAAUCUCAACUUCCCAUAUAUUGAGAACGUACACAACUAUGGCAACAACAAGAGUCUCCUCUUCGUCAUUGAGAACACUGGACCACAGCCUCAUCCUAUGCACGUUCACGGCCACAACAUGUUCAUCCUCGCCGAGGGUGACUGCAUUGGCAAUUCGACAGUCUUCGGAAAUGCCCCAGGUGUCACUCAGCCAGGAAAGAACUCGACGUUAAUUACAAAUUCGACCAUAGUCACUCGUGACCUGGAGGGGCGGCAGAGCAGCCCGUAUGGUAUGUGCUGGGAUGGCAAGAUCACCAACCCGCAGAAUCCACAGCGUCGAGAUGUCCAGAUGUUGCCGGCCCGGCGAUAUAUUGUCGUGCAAUGGAACCAGGAUAACCCGGGUACAUGGCCCUUCCAUUGUCAUAUCGCUUGGCAUCUAAGUGCGGGUUUUGUCUGGUCCGUGCUUGAGCAGCCCGAUGCUAUCAGGAACGAGAUGCAGAUUCCUUCGAUCAUGGCUCAGACAUGUCGUGACUGGUCCGCUUGGACUGGCGAUCAUAUUGUGGACCAGAUUGAUGAUGGCUUGUAG
Molecule: messenger RNA, 1323 nt
Organism: Recurvomyces mirabilis
Lineage: Eukaryota; Fungi; Ascomycota; Dothideomycetes; Mycosphaerellales; Teratosphaeriaceae
Exons: 5
Coding region: 1-1323 (440 amino acids)
Molecular function (GO): copper ion binding; oxidoreductase activity
Source: RefSeq, a predicted model, not a curated record